UUGUGCUGUUAUAAGGACAAACAGGAAACCGGAAGUGAACAAUUCAUUUGAUGGAACGUUAUAAAAUCGGUAACAACAACAACAGAGCAGGUUUUAAUCAAACGCUGAGAGUCGCACAGGAUUGAUGUCAUCAUUGUGAGAAAGGGUACUUUCAAGGGCACUAUGGGUAAAGGCUGUAAGGUGGUGGUCUGUGGCUUGGCCUCUGUUGGUAAAACAGCGAUUCUCGAGCAGUUACUGUACGGAAACCAUACCGUUGGUGCUGAAACAAAUGAAACCCAGGAAGACAUCUAUGUGGCCUCUGUCGAGACGGACCGUGGUGUGAGAGAACAGUUACGUUUAUACGACACCAGGGGGCUCCACGAUGGCCAGGAGCUGCCGAAACACUACUACUCAGUGGCUGACGGCUUUGUUCUGGUGUACAGCAUCGACAGUAUGGAGUCCUUCAAGAAAGUUGAUGUCCUGAAGAAGGAAAUUGACAAAUCCAGGGACAAAAAAGAGGUGAUGGUGAUCGUACUGGGUAACAAGGCAGACCUGCGCGAGCAGCGUCAAGUGGAGCAGGAAGUGGCUCAGCAGUGGGCUCGGGCCGAGAAAGUGAAGCUGUGGGAGGUGAGCGUGACUGAGCGCAGCUCACUCAUCGAGCCCUUCACUACUCUCACUAGCCGCCUCACGCAGCCUCAGAGCAAAUCAGCUUUCCCCCUGCCUGGCCGCAAGAGCAAGGGAACUCCCUCCAACGACAUCUGAGCUUGAAUUUCUAGUUAAUAACAGCACCUGGCGGGUCACUGCCACACGAAGACGAUGAAAAUGGACGAUCAGCCAAGCACAUCUGGAUUACCAGUAGUCAUUAACAUGCUCCAGUGGUUUAGAUUUGAGUAAUAAAAGUAGGAGAGUGGCUGAUAAUUGCAAUCAGUGUGAUGAAGCUUAUUUCUGAACAAUUUAGUGUUUUCAUGAGGAAAAAUAGGAAUCUAUAAUUCUAUAAUGCUUCCACAGCAGUAAAAUGAGCUGUUUUAGCAGUCGGGUGUCUAUAUAAAACUGCCAUAAGUGCUUUAUUUUCAGCUCAUGUGAAGUAGAGGUUUAACUGAUCUUCCAAUAGCAUUUAAAUGAAACAUAUUACAGACCUUUAAUGAAGCCUCGCUGAGCUUGGCUUUGCAGUUUAGCCCAACGCAGUAGGAGGCACAGCUUUGAGGUAAUACUUUGAUAAUUUUGUAGCAAUAGGCAAAAAAGUAUUUUGUUUACCGAGCUGCUCAAGUUGUGAAGCCGGGUGUAGGAGAGCAAGUGAGUUUUGUGUAGAUUUAUAUCACUGUAUUGCACAACUUUGUGACUUGGCACUUGUAUGUAAUGUGAACAGUAGUCUUAAAUAAAUCAUUUGUUAAACUCCAAGGAAAAGUAGGCUAAUAAAUGUAAUCUUUAAUAACUGACUUUUCAGAGUGGAAUGUUAAUGUGACAGCACUGUGCAGAUAUUUGUUAUAUGAUUUGAAACAGUGCUUCUCGAAACUUUUUGUAGUCUGUAAAAUAAAUACCACACUCCCUCAGUGCAGAUUUA
Pangasianodon hypophthalmus (striped catfish) is the source of this 1540-nucleotide messenger RNA. It is a transcript of the gene nkiras1, whose product is annotated as NFKB inhibitor interacting Ras-like 1. The transcript is spliced from 4 exons. Gene Ontology annotation, biological process: canonical NF-kappaB signal transduction. The coding region runs from base 163 to 741 and encodes 192 amino acids. NCBI's taxonomy places the organism in Eukaryota, Metazoa, Chordata, Actinopteri, Siluriformes, Pangasiidae. Gene Ontology annotation, molecular function: GTP binding; GTPase activity. The record is from RefSeq and is a predicted model, not a curated record.